Messenger RNA from Heterobasidion irregulare TC 32-1, 459 nucleotides. RefSeq names its product carbohydrate-binding module family 13 protein. NCBI's taxonomy places the organism in Eukaryota, Fungi, Basidiomycota, Agaricomycetes, Russulales, Bondarzewiaceae. The transcript is spliced from 3 exons. The record is from RefSeq and is a predicted model, not a curated record. The coding region runs from base 1 to 459 and encodes 152 amino acids.
AUGUCUAUCCAAGAAGGAGCCACUUACACCCUCAUCAAUGUCAAGAGUCAAACCGCUCUUGACCUCUCUGGUGGUGACGGCAAAUCUAUCAUCGGCUUUGGAUUUCAUGGACAAGGCAACCAGCAGUGGGUUCUCUCCAAAGGUAGCUCUGGAGGUUGGGUCUUCCGCUCGGUAGCCACAGGAAAGUACCUCGACAUCGAGGGGGCUGCUGGAGACGGCACCCCUGUUAUCGCCUCCAACUGCUCUCGAGAAUGGGACAUCUGGCCUGAUGAGGAGAACAGCAAUGCUUUCAGGGUGUUCAUCCCAGGCACUUCCUUUAACGUCGACAUGUCCGACCACGGGAACUCAACUCCCGGCACGCCCGUCACCCUGUGGGGAAAGUGGAAGGGCAUCAAUCAAACUUGGGAGUUCAAGCGUGGUAAGUACUCCGCUCGAACCGAUCGUCUAUCUGCCCCAUGA